AUGCCAUUCAAGUCAGAACUUGAUCUCACCAUCGGCGUCAUCGGAACAAACGUCCCUCGAUCGAGCCCAUGCAUUACUUGGAAAAAUGGACAUAAAACAGUUCUUCCAGCCGUUCAUAAUGAAUUCAUGCUUAAUUUAUGCGACCACGUUGACAUCCCGCUCAUCAGAUACAUGGCUCAAUUAAAUACAUGUGAAUCUACUUCGAACAAUGUCCUACAUCUGUCAGGCGACACGCUUCAGAAUCUUGACGUCAUGGCAAUCGUUUCCGAUGCACUGUCGACAAACCGAUGCGUCAAAGUUACAGGAGUACCGUACGACAAACCUCAAGAUGACAUUACAACCGAUUAUCUCGACGAACAUUUUUCGAUUUCGCCCUUAAGACCUGUUUCUAUUCACGAUACAGAGGCACGAUACAAUGAUCACGCCGAUCCUAUUGUUUUCGGUAACAUCAAGUCCUUUAUCGAAUCAAUAAACGAUCCCACCAAGAUCCAAAGCAUUCUUGAUAUACCGCUGGCCCAGACUGCGUUGCCCAAAUAUCUCAGGCAAAUUCAUCCCCAAAAUUUUACGUCGAAAGGAUGGGGACUGCUGAGCCACGCGGGGUUUUUAUCCUAUCCUCACCAUGAUGCGGAAGGCACCUUGACUUGGAUUAGGAUAGAGAGUGGCAUCAAGUUUUGGGCGAUCUUCCAUUUGAAAGGAGGUAGUAGCGAUCGCAUCCAACUUCAACAUCUCUCCGUUCGUCUUGCAGAUUAUAAUACGCACAAGGAAUGGAUUCUAAAUCACUGUGAUGGCGAGGUUAUUGCGUUACAUCCCGGUGAUAUGCUGAUCCUGCCUCCUGGUAUUGUGCACGCGGUGUAUACACCGGUGCCAUCCUUUUGCACUGGAGGACAUUUCUACAACUAUUCCUGUAUGCACCUUACAGAACUGUCACGCUACGUCGACGCGGAGGUCGCCAGGACGUCCACUAAUCAAGACAUGGAGCAUGCAUUGGAGACGCUGCGUCGAAUGGUAAUCGCACUUCCAUAUCUCUCCGGAAGGAAAGUGUUGCACAAGAGAUCAUUACUAAGCCUUUGCGUCAUGGCUACCAAACGACUACAUUAUCGCGCUCAGGGCGGUAGUAAUGAGUGCGUGGAAGAGACCGAGACCGCAAAACCUUGCGCAGAUAUUGCAGAUAUUGCUUUUAAGUUUCUUGGCGUUUCUAACAGAAAGCGUCCAGGAGAUAUCUUAUAUAAAGGUGAUCAGUUUGAUCCAGGUCAAGUUAUUGAUAGGGUAGCACUCCUUACGCAGUUCAAACUUAAGUUAGACUUAUAG
Messenger RNA from Suillus plorans, 1308 nucleotides. RefSeq lists its product as uncharacterized. NCBI's taxonomy places the organism in Eukaryota, Fungi, Basidiomycota, Agaricomycetes, Boletales, Suillaceae. The record is from RefSeq and is a predicted model, not a curated record. The coding region runs from base 1 to 1308 and encodes 435 amino acids. The transcript is spliced from 5 exons.